Molecule: messenger RNA, 4817 nt
Organism: Phalacrocorax carbo (great cormorant)
Lineage: Eukaryota; Metazoa; Chordata; Aves; Suliformes; Phalacrocoracidae
Source: RefSeq, a predicted model, not a curated record
UGUCUUCAAUUUUGUUUCUUAAAGGGGUUGUGUUUUAUACUACCUUUUUAAUAAACAAACUCGUGAACAAAACAAGUCUUUUCUGGUUAGUUUUGAGAUGAUGUAUUUGUCUUACUUUUUUCCUCAGUAAAAGAUACCGUAGCAUUUGGUGCCCAGUGACUGCAGUUUAUAAAGCAUGUGUGUUACCAUGGCAGAGCUUUCCAGCUGGAGCCCAGCAGACUUUGUCACUAGAACUGUGAGUGUGUGCAGUGGGACGUGGUAUCUGUUCCCUCCUGUGGGUUUUGUCACGGACUCUGUUCUGGCGUGGCACGUUAGCCUGGAGGUGAGAGGAGCGUGAGGAAUGACCGCAGACACUGGAGUUCUGAUGGGGACUGGUUGGGGGAGGGGGGGAGGUGUUAAGGACAAGCAGAAUUUCAGUUUUUAUUCUCAGAAGUGAAGUUUUUUUUUUCUUUUCUUUUUUGGUUCAAAGCUUAACACUUUGCUUAAAAGGCACUGGAAAUCAGUUGCUUCAAUUCACAAACUAGAAAAGAACAGGGAUGGCAAUCCCAAUUUUACCCAGUUGACCUUUGGGGUGCUCACCUAAGAGCUUUAAACUGAUGCCAUCUAAAACUGUACGAGUGCUUUAGCUGCCAACCUAAGAGGAAAUCCUUGAAUGAGGUCUUGAAAAACUUCAGCAGAAGAAACCUCUACUGUAUGAAACAGUUUAGAAAAGGGGAUCAAAGAAUGAACGAUUGAGAUGUUGAGGGCACUUGCCCUGCUGGUAGCCUGGAAUCCAGUCUGUCUCAACUGAAAAUGUGUUUAUGCAAAGAGUAUGUUAAUAAAAGACUAGGCACUGUCCCGGGAAGUCUUACAGCCUGGUAUUAAGUUGUUCCGGGAGAUGGCAGAGGGCGGAUUCAUACGCACUUAGGCAGAGGGAACUGGAUUCUGCUCUCCUACUUUCUGAGUGAGUAAACAGACUCUUAAGCUACUGCAUAAAAGGUAUAACGUCACCAGUUUGGUGACUCUAGUUCCACAGUGUAUUUUUCCAGCUGAGUCUGGCAAAUCUGACCCUGAUUCAGCAUUUCUGGAGUGGCUGCAGUUUGGUAAAUUUGGUAAACUAACUACAAAAACACCCCAAACUACCUGAUUCUUGCUACAGCCCUUACAGAACAAGAAUGGUAUUUUUAUUUUCUGAAGAUUUCUGUAGUCAUUUAAAUGGAUCCAGUGAUGAAGAGAGAGAAAAUUGGUUAUCUAGCUUCUCUGGGAUGGAGAGGAGUGAUCUUUUCCUUCUUGCAGAUGUUUGUGGAUACAUACUUAAUGCUGAAGUCCUUUCUGAUCCUGGCCAAGUUUGGUUCUCUGCUAUAACUUGUUUAUCAUCUUACACUAGAGUCUUCCAAAGUCCAGAAGCUGUCUUCUUUAUUGUGUACACAUUGUCAUAAAAACCCCCUACUUACAAUCCUAUUUUCCUCAUUCCUGAAACCUCCUAACCUGGUUGACUUGUUGGAGUGCAUUUCAUGCAUUCUUAGCCGAUGGGCUGAAGGAAACGCCUUGUUCGCUCACAGCUAGAGGCUAGAAAGCGUGUAGGGAGUUCAUGAACGCUGCUUGUCUCCUCCUGCAGUCCCUGCAGAGUGCACAUAGCCUGCCAGGGGAAGGAUCCCAAGCUGCUGGACACAGCAUGACCAUCCCGCAUCUGGGAAAUCUGACUGGUGUGACACUGCUAGUGACAGCGAGUUAAGACUUCCUGCUGGAAGAUGGAAGAAUGGGAAGUUCAGGUAAUGAAGACCACGGUGCACCAAAUCUCAGCCCUGACUCUUGGGACAUUAGGUUCCUCAUGUGCAUAGGAUCACUGAGAGGGCUGAGAUAUAACCUAGUUAUAUCCAGCCUUCUUAUGACUACUUGUUGGAAAGCACAAGAGUAUUUUAAGGGAAAUGAGAAAAAAAUAGAUAAAUGACCAUUCUUUUAAAAAAAAUGUAUCAUUUUUGUAGCAUUGUAGCUAAUGUGGUCACAAUUCAUACAAGUGUAACGGCUGCUACACACCAAUAAACAGUGCUAAAAGAGCUUACAAUUACUGUCACGAGCAAGUUAAGCAUGUUAAUAAAGUGGUACAAAGAAGCAAUGGCUAGUUUGCACCGAGUGAGGAACAGGAAAAAUAGACCUCUGGGCCAGAGCUAAUGCUUUUUAAAUUGUAUGUUGAUGUGUAGUGGUGGAGCAGCGUAGGACGAGCUGGUUCGCUGCUUGCUGUCGAGAUGGCCUGAUGUAGUCCUUUCUCAGGCCACAUGGUUGCUGAUGACUUUGCCAAGCUUUCUCUGCCUGGGUUGGAAUUUUCCAUGGCAAGCGUUGGCCUCCAGCUGAGCCACCAGAAAGUUUCUUAACCUAAACAGUGGGUUCCUUUCUAAAACAAGACUGAUUAAAAAUAGUGCCUCUUCCUAGCUUGAAGUUCUUCCAGCUGUUUGGCUGGGUUGUGCCAGUUCCUGCUCCCCUCGUGUGCUUUGGGAAGGUGCCUGUAAAUCAGGAGGAUGGCUUUUCAGUGUAAGUUUCUGUGUUUGGGAAAGUUCUGAAAGACGGUCUUCUGAAUCAGAUGCCUGUUACGGAGUAUCCCCUUGCAUUUCCUAACUGGUGACCAAGCUGUGUGUGUCCUGUCUCCACCACUGUGUUCAGGUUUGGAGUUGGGGAAAGGAUGCAGGAAGGGCAGAUCCUAAAAUGAGGACUGAGAAACUCUUGAGUUUGAAUAUAAUUUGGUAGCUGAUCACAGGGGGUUAGGGCUAGCUGAGCAACGGAUCGUGAGGGGGGAAGAACUGAAUAGACAAUGUGGGGGAGGUAGAGGUUACAAGCAAAACCAGACACAGAAGUAAAUGAUAAACAUGGACGGGAAGUUUGUAGAUGAAGGUUUAAGCAUGAAAAGGGGGGUGGAUUAUGGCUGGAUAACCUUAAUCCUCAUAGCCCUUAAUGUCUGAAUACUUGGUUUUGCAGCGUGAACAGUCUUUUCAUGUCUAAGAAACACUGAGAGACCAUUUGGAGGCAGCCUUUGCAGAUACUUCAGAAUACCCUUCAAGGCACAGAUGAGCGCAAGGUUUAUUAGGAAGCUUCUGAGGAUUGGGGGGGUUAUGACUAGAAAAGAAAUCAGAUAAAUGUAUCAGAAUAGGUUAAGCAGCACUCUGUAUUUCAGGGGUAGUUGGCUGGAAACACAAAUCUAAUGAUUCAUUAAGUUUUGCAUGAUACAACUGGCUAUUGGCCGAAGGUUUCCCUGGUUUCUGAAAAAUAACAGCCUUCUUUCUGCUACCAAGGUAAAUCAAUUAUGCUAUACAGUGUGAUGAGCUGACAAUGAGACUGGAAAAUUGAAUAGAAACAGCAGGCACUUCUCACUGCAUUCAUAGCCUGAGCAUUGCUAAAUAUGAUUUUGAUUACAGCAGAACACAUGAGCUCUGGUUGUAGAACUAGCUCCCCUGCGGCCAGAAACUGCACAAAUGCAUAAAAAUGAUGCUUCUCCAGGGCAAGCAAUGACAUUCCUUGUCCUACUCUUACCAUAUCUGGCAGCAGAGAUUUUUAAGGAGAACAAAAAGGAGUCUUAUAGUCUUCUGUUGACUUCCUGCAAACUAUUUUAGAGUAAUUCCUGCCUUAAAUCCAUAACUUCUGUUUGAGCUACAGUGUGUGUUUUAGCAGUCUUGCUACCAAAGCUUUAAGCAACUGGCAGACCCACCAUGUUCCUAGGUAAGUUGUUUCAAACAAAAAAAGGCUUUUUGUUUGUUUGUUUUACUUGAAUUUGCCAAAAUUUGAAUUUCCAGUGAUUUAAUCUGAGUGUCUUUUUUCUAACAGGUGAAGCAAUUACUUACUCUCAGAAGUCUUUUCCUUGUGAAGGCCUGUGCUGACAGUGAUCAAGGGGCAGUUGGUUAUUGAAAAUGGAAGACACAAGGAAGCUCUCUCCAAAGCCGUGUAAAAGCAAAGAACCUGUGAAAACAGAAUGGGGGUCUCAGAGUGUUGUAUUCACGUAUUUCCAAGGGGACAUUAACAGCGUGGUAGAUGAACAUUUUUCUAGAGCUCUAAGCAACACCAAGAACCCACAAGACCUGAGCACAAAGCACAAAGGCGAGACUGUUGUCCUGAAGAACGAUAGCAUGUCUCCCCAUCAGUGGAAUUUCUCUUCACAUUGCUCCAAACCAUAUCUGUCGUCUUCUGCAACAAGCAUGUCAAAUCCCGGUCUGAAUUUUUCUGCUGCUGGUAUGGCAGGCCAAUACCAGCCAUCUGCUCUGCGGAGUCAUCCAACUCAACCUGCAGAUUUAUGGCCCUUCCCUUCGAUUGGGACUCCCAGUCUUACCAGCUCAGUAUAUCAUCAUGCCUUGCCUGACCUGCACACAGUAGAGGAACCAAUCUCUGACAGGAAAUAUGGUUCUCUUCUUGGUCUUCUGCAACAGGAAAGAUGCCUAACAUCCAUGCAAGAAUGUACCAUGAAGCAACACUCAAGUUCUGCUUGUAUGACUGGACCUGCUAGGUUACAAAAUAUAAGUCAAAGUUCAGCUCCUGGGGGAGAGGGGAAAGCAAGCUCUUACCAAGGCUCAGAAAAUCCCAGCGUAAGCCAUGCCACUACAGGUAUUCAGAUUCAUGACAGAAGACGAGAUUUGUACUUUUAGCAACUGGAUGUUUCUACUUUAUUCUGAAAGAGAAAGUUCUUGCUGUGAACUUUCAUUGUUUGCACCUGUGAAUCAAGAAGAAAUGAACCGCGGCUAUUCUGUCCUUUUUAUCUCAGUUGGAAAAAUACAUGUACUAGUUAGUAUGAAAAACCAUCUUUUUCUAUUCAGUAAAUAACUUCUAAUAGCUGUGGUAUUAAACCUGACAGUACAUUU